UAAUGAGAAACUUGAAUCAUAUAUCCUUGUAUACUUUCACCGUUCGAGCUAUUCAUAGUCAAGUAGCAAUCAUAGGAGGUGGAACUGCAGGAUUGAAUGUUUCUGCUCAAUUAGUGAGAGAUGGCCACUAUAUACCACAAUAGAUUCGUGUUUUUGAGCCAUACAAGAUGCACGCCUAUUAAACAGGAUGGACCUUGGUUGGUAGACUAUGAUGAUCUAACGAAGGUGCUGGUAUGUGUAAUGUGGAGAAAACUAUGAGGCCUAUGGAGAAGGUUCUACCAAAAAAUGUAUGUCUGAGUGAUUGUCCUGUAGUGAGAAUCGAUCCAGAAUAGAAUACAAUAGUGACUAUGGAUGGACAGAAAUACACAUACGAUUAAUUGAUUGUGGCAAGUGGAGUGCAACGUGAUUUUGCAUCCAUCAAAGGUAUAAAUAUAAAUUUAUCCAUUCUUCAGGUGCUUUGGAGUAACUCAACAACCCAGAAGCACCAGUUGGUAGUAUUUACUAUUACAGAUACGCUCAGAAAAUAGAUAGAAUGAUCAAAGAAUUCGAAGGAGGCAAACUCAUAUUUUCAGAACCACCUUCAAAAUGUGAAGGUAUUCCAUCCAACAUUGUAUUCUUAACUCAUGAAAGAUUAUCUGCCAAAAAUGUAAAAUGUGACUACCAUGUGUACAAAGCAAAUGAUUCUAUUUUUGGCAUUCCAAAAUACUCAGAAAUACUAGGAGAAUUAGCACACGAGAAAGGAUUGCAUUGCCAUCUCAAAAAAAGAUUAGUUGAAGUUCAAGAUCAUAAAGUAAUCUUUGAAGAUGUUGAAACUAAACAGCAAUAUACUUCUGAUUAUGAUUUCUUGCAUAUCGUGCCACCUUAAGUAAUUUUUAUCUCGUAUCUUACUAAGAAACCAGCUGCAUUCAUUGCUGAAAGUGGAUUAGGUGAUUCAGAUGGGUAUGUCCAUGUCCAUCCCAACACACUCCAACAUGUACGUUAUGCCAAUGUCUGGGCCUUGGGAGAUUGCUCUUCACUUCCAACGUCUAAAACUGCUGCUGCUGUGAUGGCCCAAACACCUAUUCUUAUUAAAAACCUCAUUAGAACUUGGAAAUUUAAGUAGUCCCCUCUGCCUGAAUAUCAAGGUAUUCAUAUUAUGAUACACUCAAGGUUAUACCUCCUGUCCAGUCUACACUUCCAAUAAGAAAGUAUUGCUUGCUGAAUUCAAGUACAACAAACAAUUAGAUGAAACAUUCCCAGUCUUUUAAUCCUCAGAUAGUAAAGUCAUGUAUUUGCUGAAGAAACAUUUCUUCCCAUUUGCAUAUUGGCAAUUGAUGGUUAGAGGUCUUUGGGGAGGCAGAGAUGGAAUUAGAUUAUUCAAAGGAGUUUGAAUAGUUCCUCA
Paramecium octaurelia is the source of this 1381-nucleotide messenger RNA. The record is from the annotation of a GenBank genome assembly. NCBI's taxonomy places the organism in Eukaryota, Ciliophora, Oligohymenophorea, Peniculida, Parameciidae.